CAUCCACCAUCCACGAUCCCUCUGCAAGCAUAGUCGCGAUGCAGCUUCGAUCUGGUCUCUGACCCCCCUGUCCCCUUCGUGUGCAAUGCAGCCAUCGCCGUGCUUGUCGCAUGAUUAGCCCCCCUCCGAGCUUUCUAGAGCGGUUAUUUUCCGCCGCAUCCAAAAAAAAUAAUCGCCAGAGAAAAGGAACGCAAAGAAAGAGCACGCUGCCAUCUCGCUUUUUCAUCCCCCACCAUUGACUCUCUCCGCGGCAUUAUUUACAUGUCUUGACAUAUCUUACUGCCGCUGUGUCUGUCUUCUUGGAUGACACCAUCGUUGUCCCCUUCUCUGCGCGUUGAAUAUCUUGAAUAUAUCCCGCAUUCUCAUUCUACCUUGCGAUAUCCCCAUCUCAUCAUCCAUAACCCGCGUGCUCGUGUCGAAUUCUGCCAACCUUCCUCAUGUUGCUCACACUGAAACCUCCUAUACAGAACGGACUCAAGGGCCCUCAUGAAUACUCCAUCAUUCGACAGUCGAUCCCGACUCCUCGUACCUCCUCGUCAACUGCCGUAGGCAGCUCUCCUCCCAACACACCCCCUUCGCAGCCGUCCCCCGCCAAAGUGAUGGAUCACAGCUCGCGACGAGGGCUACCUCCUCCGGCGGCCAUGAAUCUUCCUUCCGAGGUGCAAUCAAUAACGACCGCCCCAAUCGCACAGCUCCCUCCUCCUCCAGCGCAAUGGCAAAGCGAAGACUUGCGGCAAUGGCUGCAGACAAAGGCAGAAGAAGACCGAAGGCGGCAGGAAGAAGAGCGUACCCGUCAGGAGAGCUUGAGGCUAGAACAACGACGGAUCGAACAAAGUAUCCUACGAGACGCUUUCCAAGCUGGCGUCCCCCCGCACAUGGUACCGUUGAUUUUUAGUGGAAUGGGCGGGGGGAACUCGACGCGAUCGUCCUGGGAAAUGGCCCAGCAGCUAGAGUGGUCAACACCAUCCCCGCAUCGGCGCACAUCUUCUCAACAGCGCCAGCAAUCCCUUCCUCCGCUUGCCCCUCCUCCUUUGCCGGCUCCAGCUUCGGAAUCAGCACAAUCACUAUCAUCAGACGUCCGUCGAGACAGCCGCGCUAUUCCACCGAAUCCGUACGCCACCCACGCCAUUCCUCCGCCAGCACCAGUAUCAUCUCAGCCAGUGCCUCGAUCUCCUAGUCAACCACAACAUUAUAGCAUCACUUCUCAGUCCGCUAUUGCCCGUCAAAGUGAGUCACGUCUGUCGUCCGUGUCGCGUUUCAACACUGGUGAGAUUCGCGACAUGCCCAUUUUGCACCCAACAGCAAACAUAGGCACUGCUCAGUAUCAGCCCAGUGUACCAACCCCUUCCUCUUCGGCAUCAGCUAAAUCCGAAACUGCACAAUCAUCGAUUUACUUCCAUCACUGGGUUCCACCAGCCCAGUCUCAGUCAAUCACUUCAUCAGCGAAGGGUCAGCAAGAGACCAGCUCCCGCACACACCAUCGGUCAGAACUACACAGCCCCCCUGGACGAAAACGCAAAGCGCAUGGCCCACACCAAGCUCCCCCACCACCCUCAUCACAUCCAGGGCCGUCAUCUCCAACUACGUCGCAUGUAUCGGUGCGCCAUAACACUCCAGGUCGCCGACAACACAGCCAGGGCCACUCUCGGGAACAAAGUGACGUUAGCUAUGAGUCUCAGUAUCGGGAUUACUCUGAAUACGAGCAAGAACGACGUCGGUCAGAUCAGGGGUCUGAUAGGGACCAGCCUCAAAAACACUCUCAAAGACCAUAUCACGAGUCCAGCACGGGCCCUGCCAUCUUAAAUCCGGAGAGGGAAGAUGAUAAAUCGCGGCCGAGGAGUGUUUCGACAAGUCCUUAUGAUUCUCGCGUUGCGCCGCACGCUGGAGGGUACCGUUCGUACCGCCCACCUAACGAAGGGGGCCAUCAACAAUAAACUAUAGAUCCUCGUCACUUUAUCCUUUACUUCGUUCAUGUACUUAACCUGUAUCUUUACUUUCUUCCUCCGCCAUAUAGAUAUCACCUGAGCUAUGAUGUCAAAGCAGCCUGGGAUUGACCUUUGCUGGAUUUUACUUGUUUUGUUUUGGACCUACGGAAGACACGCUACUUGGAGAAAGGAUCGGCUGGAUCCGAGACUAUCCAUGGAGGUGUUCUCAAAUUUUUUUUUUUCGUACUUGGAUCGCUACUCUUGGCCGUGCAAGAGUAGAGUAAAUCAAAAAGCGGGAUUGAAACCGUGUACCAGGAAUGGAAUACAAAUGCAAAAUCAUCUUACAAGACGAACAGUUACUCCUGGUUCGAAAGAAAGUACUUUAGUAUGCUAUAAAAUAUAUGAU
Talaromyces proteolyticus is the source of this 2331-nucleotide messenger RNA. RefSeq lists its product as uncharacterized. The transcript has a single exon. Bases 438 to 1934 code for a protein of 498 amino acids. Lineage: Eukaryota; Fungi; Ascomycota; Eurotiomycetes; Eurotiales; Trichocomaceae. The record is from RefSeq and is a predicted model, not a curated record.